AUGGCGAAUCACCGGAUUCUGGUCUUUGAUCUUCUCGCUCCUCGCCAUCGUGGCGAUGACGGCAGGGUACGAAGCCAUUCGGGAGGCCUCGCGACAAUACGACGAGAGGCACGCGAGCGUAAUCGAAAACAUUCCACGCUAUCAGGGCCUGUGACUUAUGAUGCAGAAGAAUCUCUGGAGGCUGGCGAACGAAGCUCAUUACUACGAUUAGGUGGCUCGGUGCAAGCUGGAAAGCAGAAGGGCAAGGUCGUCAAAGCGGCCUUCUAUGGUGUGCAGGUAUUCUACUCGUUUUUCAUCAUGCUUCUAUUCAUGACGUACAAUGGUUGGAUCAUGAUUGCUGUUGGUGUUGGUGCUUUCAUUGGCUACCUCAUGUUCAGCGGAUCGCCGCCGACGAAGAGUGCCGCCUGCCACUAG
This is a messenger RNA of Fulvia fulva, 414 nucleotides long. RefSeq lists its product as uncharacterized. The record is from RefSeq and is a predicted model, not a curated record. Gene Ontology annotation, cellular component: membrane. The transcript is spliced from 3 exons. Gene Ontology annotation, molecular function: copper ion transmembrane transporter activity. Lineage: Eukaryota; Fungi; Ascomycota; Dothideomycetes; Mycosphaerellales; Mycosphaerellaceae. Bases 1 to 414 code for a protein of 137 amino acids. Gene Ontology annotation, biological process: copper ion transmembrane transport.